Oryza brachyantha (malo sina) is the source of this 2259-nucleotide messenger RNA. RefSeq names its product probable methionine--tRNA ligase. The coding region runs from base 179 to 1984 and encodes 601 amino acids. Gene Ontology annotation, cellular component: aminoacyl-tRNA synthetase multienzyme complex; cytosol. The transcript has 13 exons. The record is from RefSeq and is a predicted model, not a curated record. Gene Ontology annotation, molecular function: methionine-tRNA ligase activity; ATP binding. Gene Ontology annotation, biological process: methionyl-tRNA aminoacylation. Lineage: Eukaryota; Viridiplantae; Streptophyta; Magnoliopsida; Poales; Poaceae.
CAGGUCCACCACCGCGUGCGUAUAUAAACGCCGGCGACCAAUCAAUCCGGCGAGCCGGAGUCGUCGUCGUCGUCAUCGAGAGCAGCAUCAAACCUCACAGACGGACGGAGAAAACCUCCUCUUCGUCCAAUUGCUCCCCGCGAGCGGCGGCUGCGCGUGCUACCGGGAGCGGCCGGCGAUGGCGGCGGUGCUGCCGGUGGAGGGGCGGAGGAACGUGCUGGUGACGAGCGCGCUGCCGUACGUGAACAACGUGCCGCACCUGGGCAACAUCAUCGGCUGCGUGCUCUCCGCCGACGCCUUCGCCCGCUACUGCCGCCUCCGCGGCCACAACGUCCUCUACGUCUGCGGCACCGACGAGUACGGCACCGCCACCGAGACCAAGGCCAUGGAGGAGGGAUGCUCCCCCGCACAGAUCUGCGACAAGUACCAUGCCAUCCACAAGGAAGUGUAUGAGUGGUUCGGCAUCAGCUUCGACAUCUUCGGCAGGACAUCGACGCCGCAGCAGACCGAGGUUUGCCAAGAUAUCUUCCUCAAGUUACUGGAGAACAGUUGGCUGUCGGAGAACACAAUGCAGCAGCUUUACUGCGAUUCAUGCCAGAGGUUCUUGGCUGAUAGGCUUGUGGAGGGGUACUGCCCCACCGAGGGGUGCAACUAUGACUCUGCCAGGGGGGAUCAAUGCGAGAAGUGCGGAAAAUUGCUGAAUUCAACUGAGCUGAUUGAUCCCAAGUGCAAGGUCUGUGGUAGCACGCCCUGUGUCCGUGACACGGAUCACUUGUUCUUGGAGCUCCCUCUUCUGAAGGAGAAACUGGAGAAGUACAUCGAUGAAACUUCUGUGGCUGGAUCCUGGAGCCAAAAUGCUGUUCAUGCAACAAAUGCUUGGUUGAAGGAAGGGUUGAAGCCUCGUUGUAUCACCAGGGAUCUGAAAUGGGGUGUCCCUGUCCCUCAUGAGAAGUACAAAGACAAGGUGUUCUAUGUCUGGUUUGAUGCACCAAUCGGCUACAUCUCCAUCACGGCAUGCUACACACCUGAGUGGGAGAAAUGGUGGAAGAACCCAGAGAAUGUUGAAUUGUAUCAGUUCAUGGGUAAAGACAAUGUCCCAUUCCAUACGGUUAUGUUUCCCUCCACAUUACUUGGAACUGGAGAAAACUGGACUCUGAUGAAGUCAAUUAGUGUGACAGAGUACCUCAACUAUGAAUCAGGGAAGUUCUCCAAAACUAAGGGCAUUGGAGUCUUUGGCAAUGACGCAAAAUCCACAAAUAUUCCUCCUGAAGUGUGGCGAUACUACUUGCUUACCAAUCGUCCCGAGGCAUCAGAUACAUUGUUCACUUGGACCGAUCUGCAAGCAAAGUGUAACAACGAGCUGCUAAACAAUUUAGGGAACUUCAUCAAUCGAGUGCUGAGCUUUAUCGCAAAACCAGAGGGUAUUGGAUAUGGUUCUGUUGUACCGGACUCACCUGCUGCGGAUUCGCAUACUCUGACUCAGUCAUUAGCAAAGACUAUUGGUAAAUUGAUUGAGCAGUACAUCGAUGCAAUGGACAAAGUCAAAAUAAAACAAGGGUUGAAGAUUGCAAUGGCCAUUUCUAGCGAGGGAAAUGCAUACCUCCAAGAGAGUCAGUUUUGGAAACUUUACAAACAAGAUCCGGCAAGUUGUGCCACUGUGAUGAAAACCUCCGUUGGACUUGUGUACCUCCUGGCCUGUUUGCUGGAGCCUUUCAUGCCGACAUUCUCAAAGGAAGUCCUGCAGCAGCUAAAUCUAUCUCCAGAAGAGCAUCUAUCCUUUUGUGAUGAAAAAGCAGAGAGUGAUAAGGCAAAAAGACCUUGGGAUCUCAUACCAUCAGACCAUAGGAUAGGGAAACCUGCACCUUUAUUUAAGGGAUUGGAAAACGAUGCAGUGAAGGGAUUGAGAGACAAAUUUGCAGGCAGUCAAGCUGAAAGAAAAUUGAGGACUGAAGUUGCUGCACAAUUGGAAGCCACGAACUUAUAAAAGCUAUAUCCACUUCAACUUCUAUGUUUUCAGUUAUCACUAUCCUUAACAAAAGGAAUGUUUGUUUUCUUCAUUUUGCCUUGAAUGAAAAAUGUACAGUGCAGUUACUACUGUUUAAUGAUAAUACAUUACUUGUAAUUCCAAAUAUCAGAUUCUCAAUUGAUUCUAGUUACUGUUGAGUAUUGUACAUAGGCCACAGUCCUGAAAAAAAAUCAGCACUGGAUAAGUGUCAUUGUGUACUGUUCUCUCAAAUAUUUUCAGAAGUACACACCCAA